CGUGUUUUGUCGGGCUCUUUUAAAUGUAACACACUCAGGAAGUGAACUUUUUUUCGAAGGGACUCGGCUGAUUUGUGCCAAAUGUGUUUGCCGUUCAGAUUAUGCAUAACAAAGAUGUGUGCGUGUAAACAGCACCACACCUUCAGAUGAGGACGCUGAUCUUCGUCUCUUGGCUGCUGUUUUAUGUGUCUUUUUUACUGGGGAUGAGAAGGAUGUGGACCGGACAGUACGUUCGCAGUCCGCUGGCUCGAGCUCUGAUCAUGAACAUGGUGACUGAGACGGACUCACCUGGACACGAAGCCCAGAAGUGGUACCACUGCUGUCCGGACAUGCUCGGAGAAGAGGUGCGUGCUCAGUUCGUUCAGAGUCACCUGGAUGAGGAGACGCAGGCUUUCCUCCGCCAAAGCGUGGAGAAAUCCGGCUGGCUCUUCAUGCAGCUCUACCACUCGCUCUUCUCCACCAUCUUCAGCCCCGUCGUGUCUCGAACCUCCAUCAACGGCUUUCUGGGCCGCGGCUCCAUGUUUGUGUUCUCGAAGGACCAGUUUCAGCGUCUUCUCCGGAUCGAGCCGGAAUGGAAAGGGCAGAGGAUGCUGGAUCUGGGAGCCGGUGACGGAGGCGUGACAGAAGUGAUGGGCCAUCACUUUCACGAGGUGUUUGCCACAGAAGUCUCCACACCAAUGAAGUGGCAUCUCCAGAGAAAGAAUUACAGCUUGCUGGGAAUCGAUGAGUGGCACCAAACGGGCUUCCAGUACGAUCUGAUCAGCUGCCUGAACCUGCUGGACCGCUGCGACGAGCCGCUGCAGCUGCUGCAGGACAUCAGGAGAUCGCUGCUGCCGCACACGGGACGCCUCGUCUUAGCGGCUGUGCUGCCCUUUCAGCCGUAUGUAGAGCUGGGCGGGACCUGGGUGCGACCCAAGGAACACAUCAAGGUGGAGGGCAAGACGUGGGAGGAGCAGGUGACGCACAUGAGCACAGACGUGUUCCUGAAGGUGGGGUUCGAGGUGGAGGCCGUCACUCGCCUGCCGUAUCUGUGUGAAGGAGACAUGUACAAGGACUACUACGUGCUAGAUGACGCCGUCUUCGUGCUGAAACCUCAGGAAUGAAAGGGCUCAGUUUAAGAUGAACGAUGUUUCUUGUCUGUUACUUCUCAGGAAAAUGAAAUCUUUGAGAAACAAAUGAUUAUAUCUUAUUGCAACUAACGAACAGUACUGUAAUUGUACUACAGGUGUAGUACAGCUGGAGUGAGGCGUUCCCUGUAGGGGAAACAUUAAUAAAAUAUCAUAUCUAAUAGAACAUAUUAGCUUUGUCAAUAGAGAGGUAGCUAUUAAACUCAAUCUCCUUCUGUGCCUCCCAUUAUGUUUUCUGCAUUUGUAGUGAUGUAGGAGUUGUCAGAAACAUCUUAGGACCAAUGUAAGACCAUUGUUUUCUAAAUGAGUAAAUAAAAUGAUGUUUAUUGUUGAGUGCACAACACGUGUCUCAACAUACUUGUAUGUAGGUAACAGUUAAUUACAGAAUGUGAUGUUCUGUUUGUAGACCUUUUUAAUUUUGUAAAUCAAGUAUUCUCUGGUACGGAUUAUGUUUACUGUGCAAUAAAUCUAUGUUUGUUCUCAGUA
Messenger RNA from Onychostoma macrolepis, 1613 nucleotides. It is a transcript of the gene mettl9, whose product is annotated as methyltransferase 9, His-X-His N1-histidine. Gene Ontology annotation, molecular function: protein-L-histidine N-pros-methyltransferase activity. The transcript is spliced from 6 exons. Lineage: Eukaryota; Metazoa; Chordata; Actinopteri; Cypriniformes; Cyprinidae. Bases 147 to 1103 code for a protein of 318 amino acids. The record is from RefSeq and is a predicted model, not a curated record.